CCAAACCCUUCUUCCUUUCUUCUUCCUCACUCGCCCUCCAACCCAAACCAACCUCCACGCCCUCUACUGCGCGCCCGCUGCUUCCGUCCAGCUUCCACGCACUCGCAAAGCAUCGCUUGCCUCUCAAUCACACCCUCGACAUCGCCCCUCCCACAAUCAUGCCUGCUGAAACUUUCGAGUUCCAGGCCGAGAUCUCUCAGCUCCUCGGCCUGAUCAUCAACACCGUCUACUCAAACAAGGAGAUCUUCCUGCGGGAACUGAUUUCCAACUGCUCCGAUGCCCUUGAUAAGAUCCGAUAUGAGGCCCUCUCUGACCCCAGCAAGCUGGACAGUGGCAAGGACCUCCGCAUCGACAUCAUCCCCGACAAGGAGAACAAGACAAUCACAAUCCGGGACACCGGUAUCGGCAUGACCAAGGCUGAUUUGGUGAACAAUCUCGGCACCAUCGCCCGUUCGGGCACCAAGCAGUUCAUGGAGGCCCUCACCGCCGGUGCCGACGUGUCCAUGAUUGGCCAGUUUGGUGUCGGUUUCUACUCCGCCUACCUCGUCGCCGACCGAGUUACUGUUGUCUCCAAGCACAACGAUGACGAGCAAUACAUCUGGGAGUCGAGUGCCGGUGGCAGCUUCACCAUCGCACAAGACACCGAUGGCGAGCCGCUAGGCCGCGGUUCUAAGAUCAUCCUCCACCUCAAGGAUGAGCAGAUGGACUACCUCAACGAGAGCAAGAUCAAGGAGGUUGUCAAGAAGCACUCCGAGUUUAUCUCGUACCCGAUCUACCUACACGUUCUCAAGGAGACCGAGAAGGAGGUCGAGGACGACGAGGCUGAGGAGAAGGAAGAGGAUGAGGACAAGAAGGCCAAGAUCGAGGAGGUCGAUGACGAGGAAGAAGAAAAGAAGGAGAAGAAGACCAAGAAGGUCAAGGAAUCCAAGAUCGAGGAGGAGGAACUCAACAAGACCAAGCCAAUCUGGACCCGAAACCCCCAGGACAUCACCCAGGAGGAGUACGCCUCUUUCUACAAGUCCCUCUCCAACGACUGGGAAGACCAUCUUGCCGUCAAGCACUUCUCCGUUGAGGGUCAGCUCGAGUUCCGCGCCAUUCUUUUCGUUCCCAAGCGGGCACCCUUCGACCUUUUCGAGACUAAGAAGACCAAGAACAACAUCAAGUUGUACGUCCGCCGUGUCUUCAUUACUGAUGAUGCUACGGAUCUCAUUCCCGAGUGGCUCAGCUUCGUCAAGGGCGUUGUUGACUCCGAGGAUCUGCCGCUGAACCUGUCUCGUGAGACUCUUCAGCAGAACAAGAUCAUGAAGGUCAUCCGCAAGAACGUUGUCAAGAAGACCCUAGAGCUGUUCAACGAGAUCGCCGAAGACCGUGAGCAGUUCGACAAGUUCUACACUGCUUUCAGCAAGAACAUCAAGCUCGGUAUUCACGAGGACUCCCAGAACCGUCAAGCCCUGGCCAAGCUCCUCCGAUUCAACUCGACCAAGUCUGGCGACGAGAUCACCUCGCUUGCUGACUACAUCACCCGCAUGCCUGAGCACCAGAAGAACAUGUACUACAUCACUGGCGAGUCGCUCAAGGCCGUGCAGAAGUCUCCUUUCCUGGACUCCCUCAAGGAGAAGGGAUUCGAGGUCCUGUUCCUUGUCGACCCGAUCGACGAGUACGCCAUGACCCAGCUCAAGGAGUUCGAUGGCAAGAAGCUGGUCGACAUCACCAAGGACUUCGAGCUUGAGGAGACCGAAGAGGAGAAGGCUGCCCGUGAGGCCGAGGAGAAGGAAUACGAAGGCCUUGCCAAGAGCCUGAAGAACGUCCUCGGCGAGCGCGUCGAGAAAGUCAUCAUCAGCCACAAGCUGAUCGGCUCCCCGUGUGCCAUCCGUACCGGCCAAUUCGGUUGGUCUGCCAACAUGGAGCGUAUCAUGAAGGCGCAGGCUCUCCGUGAUACUUCAAUGAGCUCGUACAUGUCGUCGAAGAAGACUUUCGAAAUCUCUCCCAAGUCUCCCAUCAUUAAGGAGUUGAAGCGCAAGGUUGAGGCCGACGGCGAGGAGGACCGCACUGUCAAGUCCAUCACCCUCCUUCUGUUCGAGACCUCACUUCUCGUUUCCGGCUUCACCAUCGACGAGCCCGUCCAGUAUGCUGAGCGCAUUCACAAGCUCGUCUCUCUCGGCCUGAACGUGGACGAGGAGGUUGAGACUACGGAUGAGGCGAAGGCGGACGACGCUGCUCCUGCUGAGGCUGCCGGCGAGAGCGCAAUGGAGGAGGUUGACUAGACGCAUCGAUCGGUACAAAAGUUGGUUUGGCGCUAUGAUUCCCCCUCCACAGCUCCUCAUGUGUUAUGUCUCCCUUUUUCUCAUGCCCUUCAUCCCUUUCAUUUCUGAACUAGUAAUGAUGCGAUAGAUGCGGCGGAUGCAUCUUUUGGUCUGGAUCAGAAGGCGUCUCAUUGCUGACCUGGGGAUGAUUGGAGGGUUUCAAAUCUGUGUACUCUAUGAGUCCUUUACCUGCCAUUAGAUGGGUUAUCCUUCGGUAGUUUCUGGAAAAUG
Molecule: messenger RNA, 2534 nt
Organism: Mytilinidion resinicola
Lineage: Eukaryota; Fungi; Ascomycota; Dothideomycetes; Mytilinidiales; Mytilinidiaceae
Product: HSP90-domain-containing protein
Exons: 3
Coding region: 159-2264 (701 amino acids)
Biological process (GO): protein stabilization; cellular response to heat; protein folding
Cellular component (GO): cytosol; perinuclear region of cytoplasm; plasma membrane
Molecular function (GO): ATP hydrolysis activity; ATP binding; ATP-dependent protein folding chaperone
Source: RefSeq, a predicted model, not a curated record